Xiphias gladius (swordfish) is the source of this 2535-nucleotide messenger RNA. RefSeq names its product alpha-methylacyl-CoA racemase (gene amacr). The record is from RefSeq and is a predicted model, not a curated record. The transcript has 6 exons. Lineage: Eukaryota; Metazoa; Chordata; Actinopteri; Istiophoriformes; Xiphiidae. Gene Ontology annotation, biological process: bile acid metabolic process. The coding region runs from base 181 to 1644 and encodes 487 amino acids. Gene Ontology annotation, cellular component: mitochondrion. Gene Ontology annotation, molecular function: alpha-methylacyl-CoA racemase activity.
ACCGAGGAGCCGUUCACGAACAGGGGUCGCAUCAGCACUCGAUGUCAACAACGGGUGGGGGGAAAACGCUGAGGUGUCCGCCGGUCGACUCCACUGGGCCUCCGGCCGUUUUUAAACAAAGGCGCGGCACUGGUCAGCAGCUGAGGGUAAAGAGGAGCUCUACGGGGACCAUGUUUCAGUAUGAUUUGUGGUCACACCGCAAGUAUCUACUCAAGUCAGGAAUUUGAAAAACAAAACAAAAGACAUUUGCACACGAAAGGAACACCACUUAUGCCCCCGAUGAACCGCCGCUGGCUUUAUCACAUGCGUGUCAGCGUUGGGGGUGACCGAUCUCCCGUAUGUUUCCGGUCGUGGUGUAGCCGCCGUGCGAACCGCCGCCGGGUGUCGCCGUCGGGUUUUAACUUCACUUCGCUCCCACCCACCACCAGGCGUGCGCGCAAACAAGCCGUCGGCGGAGGUGUCCUGUCCUCGACUGACGAGCGAAGUCCCUUCAUCAUGGCACUGGCUGGAGUGAGAGUUAUCGAGCUGGCGGGCCUGGCUCCAGCACCGUUCUGUGGCAUGAUCCUGGCAGACUUUGGAGCCAGGGUGAUCCGCGUGGACCGUACCAACGCUGCCGGGGCGCUGGACACACAAGCACGGGGUAAACGAUCUGUGGCCAUCAACCUGAAGACCACCGAGGGCAUAGCCGUGCUCAGGAAGCUCUGUGUCCGGUCUGAUGUGGUCCUCGAGCCCUAUCGUAAAGGUGUGAUGGAGAGGCUGGGCCUCGGCCCAAAGGAGCUGCUGAGGGAAAAUCCUCGCCUGAUCUACGCUCGGUUGACAGGGUACGGACAGAGCGGAUCUUACGCCACGGCAGCUGGACAUGACAUCAACUUCGUCGCCAUGUCAGGCCUUUUAUCCCGGCUGGGUCGUAGUGGAGAGAAGCCCUACGCUCCUCUGAAUCUGUUAGCAGACUUUGCAGGCGGCGGUCUUACCUGCGCCCUGGGGAUAGUCCUGGCUCUGCUGGAGAGGACAAAGUCAGGGAAAGGGCAAAUCAUCGAUUCAAGCAUGGUGGAAGGAGCUGCAUAUGUGGGUUCAUUUGUAUGGAAAUCUCGUAGUAUUGGCAUGUGGGACCGUUCUAGAGGAGAGAACAUGUUGGACAGCGGAGCGCCCUUCUACGAUACCUACCAGACUUCAGACGGAAAGUACAUGGCCGUGGGUGCCGUAGAGCCGCAGUUCUACAAAGAGCUACUCAAGGGCUUAGAGUUGGACGCUGGGGAGCUGCCACCUCAAAUGAGCAUCAAUGAUUGGUCAGAGCUUAAACGUGUAUUCACAGAGCGUUUUGCUUCAAAGACCCAGGUGGAGUGGUCAAGGAUUUUCGAUGGGACUGAUGCCUGUGUGACACCGGUGUUGUCUUUCGACCAGGUGAGCUCACACCCACAUAACCAGGAAAGAGCUUCUUUCAUGAAGGACUCCAGUGGGGAAGAAAGCCCCCGGCCGGCCCCGGUUCUCUCUCGGACUCCGGCAGAGCCUUGCCUCACCUCUGACCCUGUUGUUGGAGAACACACGGUCAAGGUCCUAGAGGAGUACAGCUUUACAAAAGCAGAGAUAGACCAGAUGCUAGCAGCAGGGGUCAUACAGUGCAAUGCUGCCAAGGCAAAGUUGUAGAGUAGCACAAGUCUAAGGUUUUCAUCUUUUAGUUUUAAGAUAAUGGGCAGACUAUAAGGAAGACAUGGACCUUAAUAAGACCAAUGUUGUGCUGUGGACAACAAUAGAUAUAAAGAUAUUGAUUUUGGAUGAAAAACAAAAUAAGAUGAGUCCAACUGAACUUUGACUAAUUUAAAACCUGCCAUCCAAACCAUGUCGAACACAACUGUUUUGAGAAUCAAAUAACAAGGGAAAGAAGGAAAAGGAAAAACGUCUUUUCUUCUCAUAAGCUAGACAUUCAAACUGAGAAGUCAUAUGGUGAGAAAGCAUGAAAUACUUCUCCAUUUCACCCAUUCAUUCUCUCAGGCUCGAGAAACCUGAUGUAUUCAUGAUGUUGGAGUUUAAAUAUCCCACCCACUUCUAGUGUAGGCGUGUCUUGAAUGGACAAGGUGAAAGGCCAUCCUGUGCGCUUUCAUGGUACAUAUAGUUUGAGGUUGGUCAGUUGGUCAUACUUAUCCAUUUGAGUAUCUGCCUUCUCUUCUUUAGUGCCACUGCUGCCCUCUGAGUGUUAAAGUUUAAGAGUGGAAAACAGUCUUAGGAAGCUCUGCUACUCCUCAAAUCCCUCAGUACCGAUGUGUGCUGUGUUUUCCAUCUCAGAGUCAAUCUGUUUUUUGUGUACACAGGUUGAUAGAUCAGCAAAAAUAUUAUAUAAAUAGACGAGAUUCUAAGUUUGGGAUCCUAAUGCCUGAUGUCCACUGGCUCCAACUGUGUUGCAUUCCAGUUGCACAUGUGGCUCAGUCAGGGAUUCGCCACUAAAAUCCUGAUUUUUAUAACCUCAACAUUGUCUGACAAAAUCACCAUACACAGGGGUUAAGACAACAGCUGUGCUGUGAUUUCGGCUAUAUACUUGUA